This is a messenger RNA of Encephalitozoon cuniculi GB-M1, 1479 nucleotides long. Its product is annotated as UTP-glucose-1-phosphate uridylyltransferase. Gene Ontology annotation, biological process: UDP-alpha-D-glucose metabolic process; glycogen metabolic process. Gene Ontology annotation, cellular component: cytoplasm. The record is from RefSeq and is marked provisional. Bases 1 to 1479 code for a protein of 492 amino acids. The transcript has a single exon. Gene Ontology annotation, molecular function: UTP:glucose-1-phosphate uridylyltransferase activity. Lineage: Eukaryota; Fungi; Microsporidia; Unikaryonidae.
AUGCAAGAAAGUAGAAGUAAGGAAUCGACGCUUUCUGGCGAUGAAGAUAAAGAUGUUCAUAGAUUCUUGGAUGAGUUUGACGACAAAUGCACCUGCAAGCUUCUGAAGGAAAUGAAGGAAACACUGGAAGGGCUGAAGAAAAGUCAUCCAAAUCCGACGAACUUGGACGAGUUCUACCGUCUGUUUGAAAGAUAUCUUAGAACAAGGCACGAAAAGAUAGUAUGGGAAAAAAUCAGGUCGCCGAAAGACAGGAUUGUUCAGUACAACGAGAUACCGGAGCCGACGGAAAAGUCCAAGGAGCUGCUGAGGAAACUGGCAAUACUAAAACUCAACGGAGGACUUGGAACGACAAUGGGCUGUGUCGGGCCAAAGAGCGCCAUAACAAUUAAGGAUGGCAAGAACUUCAUAGAUCUAGUUGUGAAGCAGAUCAGGUAUCUGAAUUCCAAGUACAAAAUAGACGUUCCACUAAUACUGAUGAACUCGUUUAACACAGAAGGCAUGACAGACAAAAUUAUAUUUAGAUACGAUGGAAUCAAGAAGUUCUCCCAAAGCAAGUUCCCAAGGAUCUCAUCGGAAACAUUACUCCCUGUAUCACCUUCACACGGAGAUAAAGGGAUGUAUCCGCCAGGCCAUGGAGACCUGUUCUACUCGAUGAAGAACAGCGGAAUGCUCGAGGAGCUUCUGGAAGGAGGAUAUGAAUAUCUCUUCGUAUCCAAUAUUGAUAACCUGGCCUCCACAGUUGACUUGAAGCUCCUGGAGUAUUUUGCAACCAACGAAUUGGGGUUUCUGAUGGAGGUUACCGACAAAACGCGUGCAGACGUCAAGGGAGGGACUCUGAUAGAAUACAAAGGAGCUCUUCGGCUUCUCGAAAUAGCCCAGGUUCCAUCAAACAAGAAAUCGGAGUUCACAAGCUUCAAGAAGUUCACGAUAUUCAACACAAAUAACCUUUGGAUCAACCUUAAGGAGAUGAAGAAAAAGCUAGAAGAAGGCUUCUUUGAUCUGGAUAUCAUUGAGAACAAAAAGGCCCUGGAUGACGAGACGGUCAUCCAGCUGGAAACUGCCAUAGGAUCCGCAAUCAAAUACUUUCCUAACUCUUGUGGAGUUGUCGUUCCGAGGUCUAGAUUCCUUCCGGUGAAAACAUGUUCCGACCUGUUUCUUGUUGAAAGCAACCUCUUUGUCGAAAAGAACGGGACGCUGCAGCUCCAUCCGUCCAGGGUUCCAGAGACAUGUCCUACAGUCAAGCUUAUUGGAGAGAACUUCUCGAAGAUAGAAAAAUACGAGAAGUGCUUUAAGGGGAUUCCAGACAUUCUUGAGCUGGAGGUUCUGACGGUUAGUGGCAAUGUUCUGUUUGGAAAGAAUGUUGUUCUCAAGGGAACAGUUAUUAUACUGGCAGACGAAAAAAGUAAGAUCUGUGUUCCUGAUGGGUCUGUGCUAGAGGAUAACAUUAUAUACGGCAAUCUUCCUAUUAUAGACCAUUAA